Aspergillus puulaauensis is the source of this 1110-nucleotide messenger RNA. RefSeq lists its product as uncharacterized. NCBI's taxonomy places the organism in Eukaryota, Fungi, Ascomycota, Eurotiomycetes, Eurotiales, Aspergillaceae. The transcript has 6 exons. The record is from RefSeq and is a predicted model, not a curated record. Bases 1 to 1110 code for a protein of 369 amino acids.
AUGGUGGACGACCAGUCUGCCAGUAUCACCGCGGCGUCGUGGACGCUCGGGGCUGUGUCGAUUAUGAUCGUUGGGCUUCGACUGUAUACCAGGCUUGUGCUGACUAGGCUUCCUGGGUGGGAUGACUUCUUCAUCGCCUUGGCUUUGGCGAGUGCAUUGGUUUGCUCCUCCCUCGCACAGGUGGCUGUCUCAUACGGCCUGGGAAUGCAUACGGACGAUAUCGCCAGUCCAGAAGACAAAGUCAACGCAGCAAAAUACACCGUCAUCGCGCCCAACUUCUCUGUCGUCAGUACCACGACAGGCAAGAUAUCCGUCGCCAUCUUCCUUAUCCGUCUCAUGGGCCAGUCGGCCAAGUCGUGGCAGCGGUGGUUUCUAUACAUUCUCACUGUGGUGUCUAUUGCCUGGAACGUGUUCGCCAUCGUCGUUAUCAUAGGCUUCUGUCGACCGCCAAAGAAGAUAUGGCUUCCUGACACCGAGGGGUCGUGCUUCUCGCUCCAGUUACAGCUUAUCGGGGGCACUUCCCAAGCAGCCUUCAAUGCAUUUGCGGACCUGGCCCUGGCGUUCUUCCCCGUUGUGAUAUUCUACCGCAUCCAGCUGCCUACCUUCAAGAAGGUCGGCAUCGUGGCCAUUUUGGGGGCUGGUGUAUUUGCGGCGGCGGCGACACUGGUGAAAUGUAUACUGUUGAAGAACCUGCCAGAACACGCCGAUAUAACAUGGUCCUGGGCUCCAAUCACUACAUGGUACUCUGUUGAGAUGUACGUGAUAAUCAUCUGCGCCACCCUCCCAACCCUCCCCCAAUGCUACACAGCCAUAACCCACAAACGCCAAACAUACUACAACUCCUCUACAUAUCCCUCCAGCAAAACCACGAGUAGGAAAGCCGCCAUCCGUCUCCAGCGCAUGCCCGAUGCCUCUCUAUUCGAAACAGCGGCCGUGGAUCGCGAGGGAAGCCAGGAAAAUAUUUUACGCCCCGGUCCAAUGGAUAUUACGAAGACGACGGAAGUCCAGGUCCAGCAAAGCCGGGAGUCCGGAGAGGCGAGCAGAGACGCGAGAGGGAAUGAAGCCUACUUCCCACGGGAGAGCCCAGGCCCAUUUCAGCGCUCCCGGUAG